AGCAGGGGACGAUCCGCUUGACCACGACCCUUUGCCCAUCAACCACGCGUUGAGUCAUGUGAUAUCAAAUUUGUACAGGAGGCGCAUAUCCAGGCUCGCGACUCCCGUCGUUUCUAGCCGCCAUUAAACUCUCAGGACUCCGUAGACCUGUUCGCAACAACGGGUUGUGGUGAGGCGACGUUGGUUCCGGUUUCAUACCCAAAAUGGCGUCCCUCCCGUACCAGCGCCUCAACGUGUGCGGCGAGGUUGUCUUCUGCGCCCAAGGAGCAAGCAUCCACGCCUUCAACCUCAAAAGCCAAGCAUAUCUCGGUACAUGGAGCCACCCUGCUCUGGCCAGCCAGAGGACUGGCUCGGACUCCGUCCCCUCGGCCGCGCCGGACACAGCUGCGAAGCCCGAUGCCGGCCCGGCCCAGUCCGAGACGCCCCCGACGGGGCCAGCCGACGGUGAGGAACCGGACCGCCCGUCCAAGAGGGCGAAGCUAGGUGCAGACCUAGACGAAACCCAGGGCAGUGCCGGCGCCGCUGAUACUCCUGGCUUGGCCGCAGCAGAGAACCUGUCGGUGGCGCCCGAGGGAGGCGCCCCGGCACAGGGGAAGAAGAAAAAGGGAGCCAAGGUGGCAGCGUCCUCGCGCCCGACGGACCGUCCCUGGGUCACGCUGCUCGAGGCCACGUCGGACGGCCGGCACCUAGUGGCUGUCACCGGAAGUGACAAGACCCUGUGGACGUUUGAGCACGACGGCAACGGUGCACUGAAAGAGCUCAGCAAGCGAGCAAUGCCCAAGAGGCCCUCCUCGGUCGUCAUAACCGCAGACAACGAGACAGUCAUCUCGGGAGACAAGUUCGGGGACGUCUACUCAGUUCCACUCAUCCAAAAGGAGACCAGCUGCCCCGCAUUCCCGACGGCUCCGGGCCAGGGGACCCCAACCCCCGCCCCAGCCGCGCGCUCGCCGUUCAAGCCGCAGGCGGACGAGACCACGGUCCACUCGGCCAGGAACCUCCGGGCCCUGGCCAGCCAGAAGCUGCACCUGGAGCAGCAGAGGCAGCAGCAGAAGGAGGCGGACGAGGCGGCCGCGGCCGCGGCCGCGGCCCCGCCUGCCUUUGAGCACAGCCUGCUGCUCGGCCACGUGUCCAUGCUCACCUCGGUCGCGCUGGCCUCGCGCGCGGCCGACGGGAGGCCCUACAUAGUCACGGCGGACCGGGACGAGCACAUUCGCGUCUCGCGCGGGAUCCCGCAGCCCCACGUCAUCGAGGCCUUCUGCCUCGGCCACGGGGAGUUCGUGAGCGCGCUCUGCGUCCCGGCCGCCCGGCCGCGCCUCCUCGUCUCCGGCGGCGGAGACCCGGACCUCUUAGUCUGGGACUGGCUGCGGGGCGCGCUGCUCUCGAGGGCGGACCUGCUGGGCCACGUCAGGGGCGUCUGCCCCGAGAUGCCCGCCGUGGCCGUCUCGCAGGUCCGCUACUUCACGAUCGGGGGCUCGGAGGGGGAUGACCGCUGCGUCGUGGUGGUCGCGUGUGAACGUGUGCCCGCAUUGUUCUUAUUCGACCUCACCUCCGAGGGUGUCCUCCGUCAUGUACAGAGCGUUUCUCUUGGUGGCAAUCCGCUUGACUUCAGGGUCGUGCGCCCCGAUGCCCAACCCGCCAUCAUCACGACGCUGCAUCUUUCGGCCUCGGCUGGGGAUCUCGCUGCUACGGCCGAGCCCCUUUGUGUAGUCCAAAGUGGUGAUAGCGGCCAAUGGACCGCCUCGGGGCUUUGUUUGCGACCCAGCCCUACCCCGGUGAUAAGUGGAAAGGAAGACGAGGAACUCUCGCGGGACGAGCUGGAGGCGGCUCUAUACAACAUCGAAAGUCUCCGUAAAGCUCCUUCGGACGAGAAUGUAGAAGCAGAUCCAUGAAGAUCGAAGCAAAUAAUACCAAUAAACAGCAAAAGUUCAUGUUCCCUGAG
Gaeumannomyces tritici R3-111a-1 is the source of this 1939-nucleotide messenger RNA. RefSeq lists its product as hypothetical. Lineage: Eukaryota; Fungi; Ascomycota; Sordariomycetes; Magnaporthales; Magnaporthaceae. Gene Ontology annotation, biological process: RNA (guanine-N7)-methylation. The transcript has 3 exons. Gene Ontology annotation, molecular function: protein binding; tRNA (guanine(46)-N7)-methyltransferase activity. Bases 204 to 1889 code for a protein of 561 amino acids. Gene Ontology annotation, cellular component: tRNA methyltransferase complex; cytosol; nucleus. The record is from RefSeq and is a predicted model, not a curated record.